This is a messenger RNA of Monodelphis domestica (gray short-tailed opossum), 2320 nucleotides long. The record is from RefSeq and is a predicted model, not a curated record. NCBI's taxonomy places the organism in Eukaryota, Metazoa, Chordata, Mammalia, Didelphimorphia, Didelphidae.
GGAGAGUCAGGCCAAACGGGGCCCCACCGCCCUAAGGGCAAGGAGAGAGAAGGGAGUUAGUCCCUUAUGAGAAGCGUUCUUCAGUGCUAAGGGAUAGGGAAAUGUCUACGGCCAGCCCAGGACAACUUGUGGGGCUCCCUUGCUCAGGGACGAUGACGUCACGCCCCAGCCCCCCGCGCGCCCCUCACUGAGCUGCUGGUUCUGUCUCCGGUCAGACCCCACGCGCCCCCGGACCCCGAUCCCCGUGCUCGCCAUGGCUGGCGCCGAGGUCCUGAUGCUACUCUUGCUGCUGCUGCACCCCGGGCUGCUGCCGCUAGCCACGGCAGCCGGUGGAGACCCGUUCGCCAAGCAGCUGGGCCCCACCAGCUCGUGCCAGCUGCAGUGCCGGCUCUGGAUUCCGCACUCGGCCGUGGCGGCGGCGCAGGAGGAGCUGCGGAACGCCUGCGCCCGAGGCUGCCGCCUCUUCGCCAUCUGCCACUUUGUUGCGGCCAGCUCCGAGGCCAACGUCACCCUGGCCGAGUGCAAAGCAGCCUGUCUGCAGGCCUACGACCAGGCUCCAGAGCAGCUGGCAUGCACCGAUGGCUGCUGGAGGCAGAUGCCCGAACCGCUGAGACCUUCGCUCUCGCCUCCACCUUCACCUUCUCCUCCACCUCCACCUGGGCACCAGAAGGGAUGGAGACCAUCGCCUCCUCCUGACACCAUUUCAGUGAUGGACCUCUUAUCCAAUCUGUGCAAUAAGUUAAUCAGCUCAGCCCAAAGCUUCAUCUCCUCCACUUGGACCUAUUACCUUCAGGCAGACAAUGGGAAGGUGGUAGUUUUCCAGUCACAGCCCGAAAUAGAAGCCCCUAUAUCAGAAGCAACUCAAAAACACAUCGAGGUGACCUCCUCUGUGGAGCUCCAUUCAGGUCCUAAAGAGAAAAAGGUGAAGAUUAAAGGCAAAAUGACCCAGGAGACCUCCCCUGGCCCCCAGCCAGAGCAUGAUUUUCUGGGCUGCAUGUCCAAGCGUUCUGGACUGCCCAAAUGGAUCCUGGCCUCCUGCCUCCUCUUUUCUGUGCUUGUCAUGCUGUGGCUCAGCUGUGCCAGUCUCGUGACUGCACCCGACCAGCAUGUCCGGAACCAGGUAGGUGGGCAUUUGGGAAUGGAGAGGGGAGAUACUGAAUGUGUUUCUUGUAACUCUGUCUCCCCUUCCAAAGACUCCAACCAUGGCUUUGCUCAUGUCCAGGAUAUUUCUCUUAGCCUUUUCCCACAACAUGGGGCUCUCUCCUCUUUUCCCCUUUCCUUUGAACCAUAGGAUUCCAGAAUUGGAAGUUCCCUCAAAGAAUAUUGAGUCUAUUCCCCUCCCAAGUGCAUGAAUCCAUGAUAGGUGGACAUCUCUGCUUUGCUCAAACACCUCUAAGGAUGGGGAGCUCAUCACCUCCUGAGGCAACUCCAUCUUCUCCCCACAAUGGGGAUUCUGUUUUCCUCCUUUCCUACCUCCCCCCCCCCACAGCCACUGAGCAUCUCUGGGGACAAGAAUUACUUGGAUGACCUGGAGUGGCCCUUGGCUCCAGCUCCCGCCCCCAUGAUAGCUGUAGCUGUGGAACCCCAGGAAGCUGGCCCCUUGCCCCUAAAGGUGGAGAUGGACCGUACAGUUCUGUAAAUCCCAGAACACUCUGGAGUUGGAGCUGUCCCUGCCUCGAAACCUCUACUCAGAAGACUCAAUGAUAAGAGGAGGGGGAGCAAGUCGGGGCUCCCAGUCCUCUGGGCCAUUAGGACAGCUCCCUGAUACUCUGCUGCCCAGUCCCUCUGGGCCUGGAAAAGUUCCCCUACUGGACCCCAAGGAAUAAUUCCCAAAUAGUCCUGUCUUCUCCAUUGCUUGUUGUCCAGGGGAUGCGUGAGUAUGAAUGGGAGUGUGUGUGUGUGUCCGAGUUGGGACAGGGCUAGAAGAGGUCUUGGUUCCCAAUCCCCCUUUCCCUUUUACUCAUCCUACAUUUCUCCCAGCCUGCUAGCUCAGCAUGUGAGUUUUGGUCCAGCCUUCCUACUGCUAGUCACUCAUACAAAGGGCAUCCGGUCUCAGAUGAAGCAGAUUUCCCUCCACUCUAGAUUAAUUUAUUAUCAUUUUCUAAUUUGUGAUCUUUUGCCUCUUCUGACUCCAAACUGAUUUUCCUCCCUGUUCUGUUGGGCUGAGACUUCGUUGGGGGAGGGGGUCUAGCUUGGGAAGCCCCCCCAUCCCACCCCACUGAACAACACCAGACAGCUAGCUCUAGGGCUGGCAGCGGGUGGGGGGCAGUUACUAGAGUGAGAGGAACAAUCGGGGAGUGAAUAAAAUCUUUAUAACCAA